AUGAAAGUGAAGCACAAGGUCACAGCCACCUUAAAAUCGCGAGUAACAGGGUUCUCGCGAAAGAUGGAAUUUCUAUUAUUACCGAAGGUGACAGCAAAUCUUCCAAUAGCCAAUGUGGACAUGGCUGGAUGGGAAGUUCCAGUCGGCGUAGAAUUGGCAGAUCCAGCCUUUUUUACAUCCAAGACUGUCGACCUGGUGUUAGGAAUACAACACUUCUUCACUUUCUUCAAUAACGGAAACGAGGUUAGUCUUGGAGAAGGUUUUCCUACGCUCACGGAGUCGGUAUUCGGAUGGGUGGUAUCCGGAUGUGUAAAUGGGUUGCACAGUAACCACCGCAUAUCCUGCAAUAUAGCAGUCAGUCUAGAGGAGUUACUGACUCGAUUCUGGUCAUGUGAGGAAGUGGAUGCACCAAAUAAUUAUUCCCCGGAGGAAACACGUUGCGAAGACCAGUAUAUACAAUCAGUUCGAAGGGACUGUGAUGGGCGAUAUACUGUGUCCCUUCCAAAAGAUAAAGCUGCACUUGAAAGGUUGGGUGAAUCAAGAGAUAUUGCCUUCCGGCGGUUCCAAAGUCUGGAACGUAGACUGCUAAAGGAACCAGAACUGCGUAUUCAAUAUCGAAAGUUUAUGGAAGACUACCUGGAGUUAGGUCACAUGCGCAAGGUGGAAGAGCAGCUGGGAAGCAAUGAAGGGAUUCGUUGUUACUUACCUCAUCAUCCUGUAGUCAAGGAGGAAAGCACCACAACCAAGGUCCGAGUAGUAUUUGAUGCAUCGUGUAAAACGAUAACAGGGACGUCGCUCAACGAUACGCUGCUGGCGGGACCGGUCAUCCAGGAUGAUCUUCGGUCAAUUAUCCUGCGGAGCAGAACAACGCAAAUCAUGGUGGUUUCGGACGUUGAAAAAAUGUUUCGACAAAUUCGAAUUAGCAAGGAGGACACCCCACUACAAAGUAUUUUGUGGCGAACGGAUCCUAGUGAGAUCAUUAGUACAUACGAGCUUACUACGGUGACGUAUGGUACAAAACCGGCCCCAUUCCUUGCUACUAGGACAUUGAAGCAACUAGCGAUGGACGAGCAAAUACGCUACCCGAUGGCGGCCAAAGCGGCUACGGAAGAUGUUUAUAUGGACGACGUUAUAAGUGGCGCGGAUAACCCAGAGGAAGCAUUAGAGAUGCGUAUUCAAUUGGAUGAAAUGACACAGAGAGGUGGAUUCCGUUUGAGAAAAUGGGCGUCAAACUGCCCAUUGGUGCUGCGGGGCAUACCAGAGACAGACUUAGCGAUAGUGAAGGUAGAAGGAGUAGAGCUAGAUCCUGACCCAGCUGUAAGAACUCUAGGGCUAGUAUGGCAUCCAGGAGCAGAUGCCCUGAAAUUCCGUUUCAAGAUUCCCGAGACAAGCAGAACCGAGAUUUUGUCAAAGCGAAGAGUUCUGUCAGUCAUUGCGACAUUAUUCGAUCCGUUAGGUCUGAUAGGACCAGUAAUCACAUCAGCAAAAGUAUUUAUGCAGCUGUUAUGGUGCUUGGAAGACGAGAAAGGAAGAAAAUUAGAUUGGGACCAGCCAUUACCAUCUGUUGUGGAUACCGAGUGGCGUAAUUUCCAAGCACAGCUGCCACAACUGAACAAACUGGUUAUCGAUCGCUGUGUGAUCCAGCCAAAAGCAGCAAAUGUAGAGAUGCAUAUAUUUUGUGAUGCAUCAGUGCAAGCAUACGGUGCUUGUGCUUAUACAAGAAGCGUGAGUUCGUCUGGAAAUGUUAAGGUGGUGUUACUGACGUCAAAAUCCAAGGUGGCACCAUUAAAGUGCCAAUCCAUUCCAAGGUUGGAACUAUGCGGAGCAUUAUUGGCAGCGCAGCUUUCAGAAAGGAUCCUGGAAGCGAUAAGGAUGGAUGUGGAAGUGUUUUUCUGGACAGAUUCAACUUGUGUCUUGCAGUGGAUAAAAGCUGUCCCAUCAACAUGGACAACCUUUGUGGCCAACCGUGUGGCAAAAAUUCAAGGAUUGUCGGAGAAGCGAAUCUGGCGUCACGUUUCCGGAAAUCUGAACCCUGCUGACUUAAUUUCCCGUGGGGUUAAACCGGACCAACUUAAAGGGUGCAGCCUCUGGUGGAAAGGUCCGCCUUGA
Armigeres subalbatus is the source of this 2109-nucleotide messenger RNA. RefSeq lists its product as uncharacterized. Lineage: Eukaryota; Metazoa; Arthropoda; Insecta; Diptera; Culicidae. The record is from RefSeq and is a predicted model, not a curated record. The transcript has a single exon. The coding region runs from base 1 to 2109 and encodes 702 amino acids.